AUAUAGGCCUAUAUGUAUAGAUAUGCCUGACUGCUAAACCGUGAGGGCGGGACUAGGGAGUAGUGCAGUCUAGCUACAUAUGUUGAUACAGAUCAAAAAAACUGGACUAACAGCGUGCAUGCAUACGUUGUUCUUCGCGCAAACUAAUUUUUGUUUUAUAUGGAGAAGUUUUUCUUCGUGGGGAAAUUGUUAAAAAAGCCGCCCUCAACUCAACUGGCUCGGACAUUUUGGCGACCUGGCUGCAACAUUUGGGCCCUCCUCUGCCUCUGAACAAAGUGAAGGUUGAUAUGCCACAUCAGCCGCUGAAACCAGGAGAGAGUGGUUAUGUUUUCCGAGGAUGUAUGCUAGUUUACCCAGAGAGGAAAAACCAAGCAACAAACAACAACCACAACGAGUCUAAACAGAGUGAUGGAACCCAUGACGGUGACGACGUCGGUGGUCGGAUCGGACGAGUUUGACCGCAACGCCCCGCGGAUCUGCGGCGUGUGUGGUGACAAGGCCACUGGCUUUCACUUUAACGCUAUGACGUGUGAAGGCUGCAAGGGAUUCUUCAGGCGCAGUAUGAAGCGUAAAGCCUCCUUCACCUGUCCAUUCAACGGGAGCUGCACCAUCACCAAGGACAACCGGCGUCACUGCCAGGCCUGUCGUCUUAAACGCUGCAUUGACAUCGGCAUGAUGAAAGAGUUCAUCCUGACAGACGAAGAGGUUCAGAGGAAGAAGGAAAUGAUAUUGAAGAGGAAAGAGGAGGAGGCUGCCCGGGAGGCGAUGCGGCCACGGCUGAAUGAGGAGCAGGCCCGGAUCAUCUCGUCCCUGGUGGAAGCUCACCACAAGACCUACGAUGCCUCCUAUUCUGACUUCUCACGCUUCAGGCCUCCAGUGCGUGAAGGCCCAGUAACACGCAGUGCCAGCAGAGCUGCCUCCCUUCAUUCUCUGUCUGAUGCCUCCUCUGACUCAUUCAACCAUUCACCUGAGUCAGUGGACACCAAGAUGAACUUAAGCAACCUGUUAAUGAUGUACCAGGAUGGAGCUAGCAGUCCAGAUUCCAGUGAGGACGACACAAAGCUGUCCAUGCUGCCACACCUGGCUGAUCUGGUUUCCUACAGCAUCCAGAAGGUCAUAGGCUUUGCCAAGAUGAUCCCCGGCUUCAGAGAGCUAACAGCAGAAGACCAGAUUGCACUGUUGAAGUCGAGUGCCAUUGAGAUCAUCAUGCUGCGUUCAAACCAGUCGUUCAGUCUGGAGGACAUGUCCUGGAGCUGUGGAGGACCCGACUUCAAAUACUGCAUCAAUGAUGUUACAAAGGCGGGGCACACUCUGGAGCUGCUGGAGCCGUUGGUGAAGUUCCAGGUUGGUCUGAAGAAACUCAAUCUGCAUGAGGAGGAACAUGUGCUGCUCAUGGCCAUCUGCCUGCUCUCCCCAGAUCGUCCCGGUGUCCAAGACCACGGCCGCAUUGAGCAGCUCCAGGACCGUCUGUCAGAGACACUGCAGGCCUACAUCCGGGUCAACCACGCAGGCGGACGCCUCCUCUACGCCAAGAUGAUCCAGAAGCUGGCCGACCUGCGCAGCCUGAACGAGGAGCACUCCAAGCAGUACCGCUCGCUCUCUUUCCAGCCCGAACACAGCAUGCAGCUCACCCCGCUGGUGCUUGAAGUGUUUGGCAGCGAGGUGUCAUAGCAGAGGAGGAGGCACACUCGCACGUACACACUCAUCACACACAGGGUUAAUCAUCAGCGACCCUUACCUGGCUUUUCCCUAAGAAAACCCCAGCCCUGAUAUACCUGGACGUGUGGGAGAAAGAUGGCUAUCAGAUGGGUAGACAGUAACCUUCACCUCUUUAUCAUCUUCACAUCCUCAUCUUCCUUCGGACCUCAGGCAGCAAGACUCACAUACCUGGACCUCUGGAUUUACCCUGAAUAUGCUGUGGAAUUUAGCAGCAUUUCGAUAACCGGAAUAUAUUCUUACCUCUGGGUUUGCAAACACAGUACCACAUUAAAUUUCAUGAUAUCAUGCAGAUAUCCUGAGUCAUACACAUCUGGAACAGACAGACAUCCUCCUCCUCUCAACAUCCACAAAAUCGAAAAAUCACCUUUUCUCAUCACCACCUUUCCCCAAACAUCACUGCUAGAUUUCUGCCAAUUUUUUCACAGUGGUGACAGCUUGAUGGAUGUGACUGUCACAUCCCUGUUACCAUCAUCCUCAUAACAUUGCUCCAUGAUUGCAUCAUCGGUAUGAAAGACCGGAAUAGAUAAACACAUUUACAUCUAUUAACCAUGAUGGCACUUGUGAGGUACAGAUAAAUUAGUAGCAGUGUUACUACACAAGUGUUGGAUAGCUAUAAAAGUUAUGUUGUUGAUUUACAGUCUAUUGGCAGCAAAGACAUCCAAAUAUAUUAAGCGUCAACAUGGCCAGCCACGGGCAACCUUAAAACAAUGUAAUGGAAAUAGUUAGUUUACUGGUUUAAAAUACCCGGAUUAAGAUGGAAAUCUAGCAGGUGUGAUUUCCUUUUAAGCCCUAUGUAUCUGUGUUGUUUCUGUGUCUGUGAUUCAGACGGCCUCAGAUGGCCAGCUGAAACGAAGAAAGUUUAAGUGGGAAUAUUACAGCAUGGGAAUGGUGGGGAGAAAGGUGAGAUUUGGAGGAGGUAGCCGUGUUGGAUAGAUGGUGGGAGAUAUGGUUGGAAUUUCCUGUUCACAGGAUAAAAAGGAAUUUUACAAAACAAGAAUGUAUGUAUAAUGCUAUAUAAAUAUAAAUGAUACGUAUAAGCUGAUUUAUAUAAAUAUAUAUAUUUAAGAGAGUGAAACAUGGUUGCUUCCAUGGAAGCAAAGAGUGUUAUAAUGUAGAGGAUUUGAUGUUCCUCCUCAGGUGUGUGUGUGUUUGUGUGUGUGUGUCGUUGUUCAAAAGACAAAUGUACACACAGACACAUGCAUACGCACAUAAGAAAGCACUGAAAAGCGUGUGAGGAGUCCUUUUAUUUUUGUGAUGUGUGUACAGUAUAUGAGAAUAUUAAUGGGCCACAAGGGGGUGUGUGUACAGGCUCUGACUGAGGGUUUAGUGCAGGGACACACUUCUCUGUUGGAUUUUGUCGUUUUUGGACCUGUGAAGUUUGUAGACUGGCAUACGCAAACACAAUGUCAUGUUUUGUAGAUAGGGAUUAUCCAAAAAUAUUUGUCCGGCUUUUUAAAUUGCUGCUUAGACAGUUAGAGCUAGAUAGUUGGACAGAAACCAACUGCCGGCUAUUGCCUCAGGGAAAAGUUUGUCUGAUGAUAUUGUGUACUUGAUGUUUAUGGUGUGUGUGGCGUGAGCUUACAAUCAUAAGACAGAGAUUGUUUUUGAAACUCUAGGCAUCACUGUGAUUUCUAAUCAUACUAAAUAACAGCAUAAGUAAGCUAAAAGUGGAACUUUUUGAAAUAUUAAAUACUACGAAAUUUUCAUUACUAAGCUUAUGUGUUUAAUUAAAAACUCCUCUUAUGAAAUGGCUUGCAUAAUUAUACAAUCCAUUAGCGGUAAAAGUUGACAUACCCAUCAAUCUGAGUCAUCUGUGUUGAAUGAUUCCUUUCAGCCUUGAGUUUAGGUAAUUUUUUUUAGGGCAACAUGAAUAAUCUGCAGAUGGUAGCAAUGUACAGUGGUUAAACAAUGUACAGAUUAUAGUGUUUUUGGAAUGAAAUCCUUCAGAUGCCCUUAGUAUUAUAAAAUAACUUUUUAUAUUAAAUAUAAUAUCAAGCCUUCAUACCCUUUUGUCACAUUUAUAUAAUUUCAACACCAGCCACAUAAGCGAGGUUUAGGAUGUUUUCAACAUCACUACAUAUCAUAUCAUGUUUCUGUCGACAUAGUGCUCAUCCCUCACGCAGGCCUGGAACACCCCCUUGUGGACAAACUUUGUAAAUACCACUUGCUAAGUCUGUACAUAGUUAGUGAAUAAUGUAGGCAAAAUACUAAGAUAAUUAAAUUGUUGAUGGCAAGAUGCUCUGGAUAUACAGCACUAUAUGCAAUUAGGAGAUGGACUCUUAUAUUGUAUUCUACUAGAAUGGACAGAGUUGGCACCUUGGUCAAGUAGGGUUGCUUCAGGGUGCACUAAAGUAGACUGACAGAUUUGGGUUUGAACAGUAUAAUUUUUUGAUAUUUUUUUACUUUUGGCAGCCAAAAUUCAGCAAAUUUGACCAAUUCCAUAAAAACCAAAUACUGAUUUUAGGUGUUUCCACAGAAAGGAGCAGGUUUCACAGACCACCCAUCCAUUUUGGAUGAUGCUCUUACUUGGACAACGAUGGGACUCAGAAAUCUGAUGUGUUAUAACAAUAAUCAGAAUCAUAAUAAUAAACAAAGACUUCUUGUGACUCAAAAUUCCCAGUGGUGGUUGUGUUGAGCAUUCCAACUCAGUCUCACGCACGAUCUACACCCAAAACCUCAGUAUGAACAUCCUUAACUCUCCGGCAGUCUAUGAAAUGCACCCAAAAACUGAGGAUGUUCUUACCAGGAAGUGUCCUCUCUGUCCAUUCGAAGCUUAUGGAUGUAUGUCUUUAAUCUUUCCUUCUCUUUCUAAAGUCUAUCAAUAAGCUUUUGACAAUUAUAUAGUAUAUCCAUAAUAUUUUUAUUUUGGUGAAAAUCAGAUUCUUUUGUUCUUUAUAAGAUUGUCAAUUUUAAUUUGAGUUUGCUGUCUAGCUAGUGCUUGGCUUGCUGCUCUGAGUCAUCAUUUAAUGAAGCAUAGAUGAGCAUGGUGGACUCCUGGAGCCUUUUCCAAGUGCAAAUGAACCAGUUCCCCUUCCCUUGGUCCCUUGAUUUCAAGUGAGUGAAUAGGGAAUAACCCAUUGAUGUGGCUUCACUUCUUGUUUGGACAGGGAAUUGACACUGGCACAUUCCCCUUCCGUUUUCUAAUGGAAACCAGAGGAGAAAGAACACAGUGGAGCAAAAUCUUUUCAUUGUCAAUGGAAAGGCAGUCCCAGGCUCUGUAAAAAGGAAGCUACAUCUGCUUUUCCAGAAGCAGGAUGUCAAACACAAUCAAGUCAUCAUGAACUAAUACUGCCUCAACUGACACAGGAUUUAGCCAAUGGCAAGCUAUUGCAGCAACAGCAUGCGCGUGCCUCUUCAUUCAUCACCCCGACAUCUAACCACCUCUUCUUCUGCAAUAGCCUAUUACAGCAGGAUUACUCUUCAUAGCUUUAACUCAGCAGCCAGUCAGGCACUGGUUUCAGAAAACUGUGGUGCAUCAAGGACUGACGGGAUUUUGAGAUUUAGGGGAACAGCUGCUGUGGAAUCAGCCGUGUCACUUUACUGUGUAAAAGACAAUGCAGAAAUUACUCCUUUGUCCUGUUUGACCCAGUGAACCUUUAGAUUGGACCCCCAGAAGACUGUGUAGAAUCUGUAUAGAAGAUACUAGGAGAUAAAGUAUUUUUAAAAUGAGAAUCGCAGAUGUAAUGACAUGCUGUACAGGCAGAGUGUGCAGUGACUGACGAGAUGUUGCCUCCUAAACCCAAAGUGUGACAUCACCUUUCUCACUACUCUCGUGUCGCAGCUCUUGAAAUUCAGAUUAUUUUUUUUUACAAAUCAUUGUUGUUCUUUAAGAAUAGGUGUUGAAAUAUACAAGAGUGGACUUUUUACAUUCAACAUCAUCGUCUGUUUCAAUGCAGGACAGGGUGAUGGGGUGAGAGUCUGGUCCAUUUCAAGGGUUCUGAGAGUGAAACAUCAGUUAUUUAAUUUUGUUAUGCUGCUGUUGGACAUUACGUUGAUUUUCUGUGGAUAAUGGCUACAUUUUGGCUUGUAUGGAGAAUGUUAUAUGCCUGUAAGACAGAUCUGGCUUACAAUAUUUACACUAAUGGUUAACUGAGCCUUGUAGCUGAUGUGAGAGACCAUUAGUGCUCAAAUGAACCCAAUCAAGGUCGCAGACUCUCCCCUCUUAACCCUCCUCCCCUCAUCCCAGGUCAGCAGCUCCACCUCAGAAGCCUUACAUACAGAAACCUCACUCAGCUGGAAAUAUUUAACAGAUACCUCAAUAUUUUACAGGAUAACUAUUCACGAUGGCCUUUAAGGGAACCAAACAUGAACUCAUACCGCAGACAUACACUCACAGAGACACAACACAACUCUGUCCUCAGCAACCAGUGUUUUUAAGUCAAACAUACAGUAAACUAGUUGCCAGUUGUAUAAAGCAGAAGAUUGUCCAGUAGAAUCCUCUUGCCAGUUGACCAGUCAGUAUAUGAGUGGAUCCCAAUGUUUCUAAAUGUUUCUCUGCUUUACUCACUUGAUCCUCAUCUCUGCCUCAUUCUGUAUUUUAUGUCUUUGUUGUCUGUCUGUCUCUACAAACACAUGGCUUGCCGCUAAGCUUUGGCGCUGCGUUUAACCAAACAUACUACCUCUACGUUCCGCACACAUAUAUAUAUAUAUAUAUAUAUAUAUAUAUAUAUAUAUAUAUACAUAUAUAUAACUUGUAUCUUCAGAACAAAGACAAACGUUAAUGCUGCUAGCUGAGUUAGUUUUAGCAUGCAAGACAAUUAUAUACAACAGAAAAAAGGCCACGAUAGCUUACUUGAUUGGUGUUUUGGGUUAUUUUGUAACUGAGAAGUGUAAGUUUAUCAACCUAGUUUAUAAAGAGACAAUGAAUUAGAUGUGAUUAAACCAGAGAGAAAAAUGUCAAAGGCUUAAAGAACUAGUUCAACAUUUUGGGAACAAUAUUUUCUUACAGAGUUAGAUGAGAAGUUGAUACCCUUAUAAUCUCAUGUCAGUCGGUGAAAUGAAUGAAGCUACAGCCAGGAGAUGCUUAGCUUAGCCUUAAAAGUGGAAGCAGUUGAAACAGCUAGCCUGACUCUGUCCCUCAAGAUCACUAAUUAACACAUUAACAAAUAUGCAUGAAUUAUAUAACAAGAUAUAAUGUGCUCAUUAGUAAGCUUUAGAAGCACUUGUAAGCAUUUUUUAACCUUGGGCAGAGCUAAGGUAACUGUUUUCCUCUGAUUCCAGUUUUUAUGCUAGGCUAGAGAGACAUGAGAGUGGUAUUGUUCUUGUUGGCUAACUUGCAGGAAAACAAAUAAGCAUAUUUCCAUAAAUGAUGACAAAAAAACAGAAGGGACUCUUCAGCUCUGCUAGCUCUGCUAGCUUGAGUUUUUCAGGCAGUCUAAUAUAGAGAAUCCUAGAAUAGAGAUGAGCCACAAAUUUCAGAUAUGAUCAACAAAUUGGAAUACAGCCUGACUCUGCGAAACAGAAGGCAGUCGGUCCUACUUGAGUUUAGCCAUGUCUAUAAAAUGCGAUGAUGCUACUAAACAGGUAUUGUGAUUGUUGUGAUUGUCUGAUGGGACUCCACCGACUUAAAAGUGCUGGAUUGGUGUCGCACAGUUAAAAACCUCUUGAUUAGGUUUGUGUAAGUGCUUUCAGCUUAAACACAACUGUUAAGACCAAGGAUGAAGGUCUUGGAAUAGAUUUAUACCUACUUAGAAAAGGGAAGUGGUAGUUAGACUUUGAUAAGCGCUCUGUCCUAACAUCUAAAAUGUAAAAAGUAGUGGCUGUGGCCCUGGACUUAAUACCCAUUACCAGUGGUGUCCCUCUGUCAGCUUGGCUUUGUUAUUGAAGGUUUUGUCUGUGUUUGUCUCUAGCAGUAGCUUUCCUCAAAUUGAUUAGGGUUUGUAACAUUGGGAUCCCAUUUAGAUAUUCUAGAUCCAAAUAGUGUGUAUUUUAUGUACUCUACUUUUCCACUCUGCCUUCUUCUAACUCCCACUACCUCUGGUUUUAAAUCCUUUGUUUAUUUGCUGCUUUCACUCGUUUCAGAAAACCAGACCUUCAGAGUAUAUGCUAUCAACCAAUGACCUGUGUUUCAGCUCACAGCAUGUGGAAGUUAAUACUUCUUAAGUUUCAUUUAUAUCCACCAGCUGCUGUUGAUGCAAAGCUUUGGGCAGAAAUUGACAGACAUUGACAUAGAUUUUGACUUUCACUUGGAAAAACACCCAAUUUGUGUACUAGCUAAUAGCAAAAAAAUGAAAUAAAUAUUAGGAAGCAUAUUUGUUAAUUAAAUGUUCGCAAAAAAAAUUAAAUCAACAGAUUUAUGAGUAGAUAUCAGUUUGAAGUGGUCUCAGUUAAGGCCUGUGGCUCAUACUGAAAUAUUGUCACCCGUGUUUGAACCGUAGGAGAGCAGUAGAUAGAAAGUUGGCUUUUCUACUGUCAUAACGAACAGAUGGUUGUCAUUCGAGACAGAUUGUCACCUGUUGCUCUGAUUGCAUUUCUCUGCUACCUCUUUAAAUAUGCGCUUGCUCACACAAGCACUUAAACAACUGUGCUCACAGGCAAAUAUACACUCAUACUGACACCGAACACAGUACACACACUCAGAUAGACACACUCACAAAACACACACAUGUGUGCACUUAUUUCUCCCUCACCAGCAGUUUUUGCCAAUAAUGCACUUGUGUUUUUGUGUCUAAAUGCUGUGUGAUAUCUAAAAAAUUAUGUUGUCAUCAUCUAUAUUUUUCUUCUUUUUUAAAAACUCUAAUCUUUGUAGUAAGACCUGGGCUAGCCAGAUGGUUAGAAAUAAAUUGAACAUUAAUUAAUUCAGAACAUGCAGAAAGUUUCAUGUCUUUGAAAAAAAAUGCACAUAUUGCUCAGCUCAGUUGUACCUUGGUGUGCCUAGAACCCACAGCCUUAUUUUGGGACAAUAUCAGGGGUUUUAAACCAGAAUACAGGACUGCCUGUCUGCCUGUAUUGCUGAUGUUAAGAUAGUUUCAUUUAGUUUCAGUAACUGUUUUUUCUUUUCUUCAUAUUGACACAUUUGUUAGUUUCUGCAAUUGUUGUAUCGGAUUUAUGAGUAAACAAGCUCAUGGGAGGUGCAUGUUCUGACAAGGAUGUGCUAAGUCAGUGUUUUUCUGCUGGUUCUUUUGUUUCAAUCUGUACUUCUAUUAUAGUGUUUCAUGACAUUAUAUUUAUAGUUAUAGUUUUCAGUGACAGUUGGUUAUUAUGAUGCCUACCUGGUUAAAAAAUGUCUUUUCAAGUUAAAUUCUUACUGGUUGUGCUGAUGCAACAGAGUCUAAUGCACCUUUUUAACUGUUUCAUUUGACUUAAUUUAAGUUUAUUUUUAAGAAUGUCUAGCAGACUGUGACCUCCCAUAGGAUGAACUAUUCUCAUCAUUAGGAGAACAAAAGAAAAAAACAAGUUUAAAAUUGUAGUUGAUCUCAGCAGAGUCCCAAAAUAAGUACUUUUACCUUCACACAUGCACACCACCAUGCAGUGAAACUCACCAGAACUAGCAGAAACUUUUUCAACAUACAGUUGCCAUGGCAUCGCUAUUGAUGGCACCAUCAGUAGCCCUAUGUAUAGAAGAAAUAGUGUUAUACAUAUAGUAUCUUAACCAAUGUCUCUCUUUGUGGUCAAAAUCACCACCUGUUUUUUUAUGUUGCUCUUUUCUUUUUGCUCUUCUUGUCUUUGAAGUUGAUCCAUUGUACUUUGAUUACAUGCAUUGUAUGUAGUAAAAUACUGAUAAUGUUUUGGGGAAAUCACAAAUAAAACCGCUGUACAUAAUGAUGCAAAAUAUU
Messenger RNA from Micropterus salmoides (largemouth bass), 9494 nucleotides. RefSeq names its product vitamin D3 receptor A. The transcript is spliced from 11 exons. Bases 409 to 1671 code for a protein of 420 amino acids. Gene Ontology annotation, molecular function: nuclear receptor activity; zinc ion binding; vitamin D response element binding. The record is from RefSeq and is a predicted model, not a curated record. Gene Ontology annotation, biological process: negative regulation of transcription by RNA polymerase II; positive regulation of transcription by RNA polymerase II; cell differentiation. Lineage: Eukaryota; Metazoa; Chordata; Actinopteri; Centrarchiformes; Centrarchidae. Gene Ontology annotation, cellular component: nucleus.